AUGUCGCCGGAGUUGAACAUCGAGGUCUGCCAGAGGGCAGUGGUAGAAUUGAGAAAUCAUGUUGAUUUAGCCACGCAGAAUAGAAAUGCCGAUCAAAUGGCUUGCGCGAAAUCGAGAUUGCUUCAUUACCGGCAAAGAUUAUCACUGAUUCCAGUGGUCGCGAGUUUAGAGGAAACGCGUAGGGUCGUGUGCGAGCUUGUAGAGACGCUGCUAGCUCAGAUAGAGUGCGUGAACAGUGCAGUCAAUAUGGUGUUAAGUGAAACAGAAAACACUAGCCUUUCAACUAGUGUCCCAACCAUCCAGGCAGAGAACAGUAGCAGUAGGGAUGCCUGCGAUGCGUUGACGAUUCCACCGAGGCCACAAGCAGUCGGAAAUGAUGAAGGAGCACGAGCACGGAUGCAAGAAGCGGAUGUCGAGCCGUCUUCUCUUCCAUUCCAAGAAGGCAGACAAGGACAGAGGGACUUGGAGGAAGUAAUCAUCCGGAGGUCGGGUAGUUCGGCUGGUCUGGCUGCUGUGAACGUUCUGGACGAACUGCGGCUCGACAUUCAACAACGACAAAGAAGGCAGCAGCAAUUGAACGACAGCUUUACAAACCGAAGUGGUAGCAACUACGACAGGCGGAUGCAGAAGGCGAUUCACAAUUGGCCUUUCAAGUUCCGAGGCGAAAAGGACACCACGUCCCUCAACAUUUUCCUAGACCGAGUGGAGACAUUUGCCAGAUCAGAGGGAAUCGACGAUCAGACACUUCUGGCUUCCAUAAAGCACCUGUUGCUGGAAGACGCCCUAGACUGGUACUCCAGAGCACUUGCCCAACGUCGCCUGUAUUCCUGGCAAGCAUUUAAACAAGAAAUUCGACGUGAAUUCCUGCCUAGUGGAUACGCUCAGAUCCUUAGGUUAGAAGCCAGCUUUCGUUUUCAAGGUGCCAACGAAACGUUCGAUAAGUUCUUCCGUGACAUCUCUACACUAUUCCGCUUCAUCGAUCCACCACUUACGGAAGAGGAGAAGUUGUUCAUAGUCAAGAAAAACAUGAACAUGGACUAUGCAACAAUAGUAACAGCCGCUCAGCCAAAGACAUUGAUGGACCUGGUCAACGUCUGCAGCAACUUCGACGAAACAAGGCUAUUGCUGAACCAGCAGCGCAGGAUUCCAAUUCCGCACAACCACUUACUAGAACCGAACUUCGCAACACCAGCAACAACAAGUCGGUCUCAGCAACACCAGCAGCAGCGUUUCGGGAGAUUGCAAGCAGUGGAGGCGGACGAGCAGUUGUACGGAGCCACAUCAUACUCAGCACCAUCGCAUCGGCUUCCAAUACAACAGCCACGCUUCAACAGAGUACAUGCGGUGGAGAACGAGGCCCAGCAAGGUGCGGCUGCAACGUCAGCUAUCCAAACUGAAGCAGAUCUAGUGGAUCCAGAAGAUGCAGACGGUUUGCAAGGGGACUUCAACCAGCUGUACGAGCAAGUUUGUGCCAUGAAGCUUCAACUGGAGCGCAGAUCGAAUCGUUUCAAUACAGGACUACAGCAGCAACACUCUCAACAACGACCGGAACAGCGUCAGCAACCGCCUACAAUUUCGGCAGCUCAGAACAAUUUGGUGAAUCGGCAAGGCAGUCAAGCGGAGAACUAUCGAAUACAACAUCCGUUGCAACAGCAAGCUAAAUGGGCGCCGCGGCAGCAGCUUCAACAGCAGCAGCAGCUUCAACAACAGCAGCCUCAACGGCAAUUCCAACAGCACUAUCAACCACAGCUCCAGAACCAGCAGCUUCAGCAAGCAGGCAGCAACAUGUACGAUCUAGAUCCUGUUCAGCAUACAGCGUACCGCCCAGCGCUUUGCUGGAACUGCGAUGAGGAGGGGCAUAGGUUUCCGGAUUGCACGAAGGCACAGCGAAGCGGAAAACGCCGCAGCGAGGAGGUGGUAGAUGGAGGGCCAGAUUCUUCGCAACACAGCUAUCAACCUUCAAUACCUCCCGAUUUACAAGACAUCAACUCUAUCAUUAUCAAUCCCGGACAUGACAAUCGUCCACACGCCGUUCUGGACGUUCUUGGAAAGAAAGUUACAGCUUUGUUGGACAGUGGUGCAAACUGUUCUUUGUUAGGUGGCAGUAAAGCACAGAUCGUAGAAGAGCUUGGACUGCGAAAAGAAGCACUGAACGGUGGGAUCAAGACAGCGGAUGGAACGCCACACCAGAUCAAUCACUUCACACGUCUGCCAAUAUCGUACAACAAUCGAAGCGAAAUUUUGCCGGUUCUACUCGUGCCUAGCUUGCCAGAUUGCGCUAUCAUGGGCAUGAACUUCUGGCAAACGUUUGGCGUCAAGGCAGUGUGCUUCUCGAUAAUGAACAAUGAAAUUGAACAAGAUGCAGAACCGCUGAAGGAGCUUUCACCAGAACAGCAAAAGCGACUAGACCAAGUGGUACGCAUAUUUCCGAAGGCAGAAGAUGGUAAGCUUGGCAGGACGCAGAUCUACGAACAUCAAAUCGACGUCGGAAAUGCGCCGCCAAGGAAACAACGGUACUACCCAAUGUCACAGUACGUCCUAGCGGAAGUCAACAAGGAAGUCGACCGGAUGCUAUCCCUGGACGUGAUCGAAGAAGCAGUGUUCUCACCGUGGAACAAUCCACUGGUAGCGGUGAAGAAGAAGGAUGGCAGAUACCGGGUAUGUUUAGACGCAAGACACCUGAACUCAAUCAUGGUGAACGAAGGUUAUCCGAUACCGCAGAUCUCCGCAAUCAUCAAUAACCUCGGAGGAUGCUCGUACAUAUCUUCAAUUGACUUGAAGGAUGCCUUCUGGCAAAUGCCGCUCCAACAAAAGUCACGACCCUUAACAGCAUUCACUGUACCAUCCCGUGGUCACUACCAAUUUAAGGUUGUUCCUUUUGGUAUCUGUACGGCAAGUCAAGGACUCGCAAGACUAAUGACACAUCUUUUCGCGGACAUGGAGCCAUUCGUCUUUCAUUAUUUGGACGACAUUAUUAUCUGCUCUAAAACGUUUGACGAACACGUAGCAGUUCUUCAGGAAGUGGCAACCAGGCUACGUCAGGCGAAUCUCACCAUUUCUCCGGAAAAAUCCAAGUUCUGUCGCCAACGCAUAAAAUAUUUGGGCUACGUUCUCAGUGAAGGAGGAUGGAGGGUCGACGAGGAAAAGGUGGAGAGCAUCGUCAAAUUUCCAGUUCCAAGUACACGAAAGGAAGUUCAAAGAUUCUUAGGCUUAUGCGGAUGGUAUCGACGCUUCAUUCCAGAGUUCUCACGAAUCGCUGCACCAAUCACGGAGCUCACGAAAGCCAAGAUCAAAUUUCGAUGGACAACAGCAGCAGAAGAAGCUUUUCUCAAACUCAAGUCAGCUCUAGUCACCGCUCCAGUACUUGCGAUGCCGGACUACACAAAACCGUUCUCAAUAGCAUGCGACGCUAGCGAUGUCGCGAUUGGUGCUGUAUUGACGCAGGACAUCGAGGGAGAAGAACACCCGAUCAGUUAUUUUUCCCAGAAGCUAUCUUCGUCGGAGCGAAAAUACACAGUCACAGAAAAAGAGUGCUUAGCAGUUAUUCGUGCGAUAGAAAAGUUCCGUGGGUAUGUAGAAGGAGUACGUUUCGUCGUUUACUGUGACCAUUCCGCACUCAGCUACCUGAAAACUUUAAAGAACCCCACAGCUUUGAUGAGCAGAUGGCUUUUGAGACUCAACGCGUUCGACUUCGAAAUCAGGUACCGGAAGGGCAGCUGCAACACCGUACCAGAUGCGCUAUCCAGAGUAGUCUGUUCGCUAGUGUUUUCGAUUUCCGAGGAGAAUGAUCCAUGGUACAAGAACAUCGUCAAGCAGGUGGAACGGAAAGGCGAUAAAUAUCCCGACUUUCGUAUCGCAAACAACGAGCUCUACAAAAAUUGUCAUUACAAGGACGAGGCUGGUUUAAUCACGCAUCGAUGGAAGAAAGUAGUUCCGGAAAACCACCGAGCAGAACUCAUUCGUCGAUACCACGACGCACCAUCAGCAGCGCAUCUAGGCUUCCAGAAGACGUGGCACAAACUACAGCAGCACUAUUACUGGCCGAAGAUGCAGGACAACGUCGCCCGUUACGUCAAAGCAUGCACUACGUGCAAGGCUAGUAAAGCGCCCAAUAUAAGAAUGAUGCCGCAGAUGGGGAAGCUCAAGCCAGCGAAGGUCCCGUGGGAGCUAAUUUCUAUCGAUUUCGUCGGACCCUUAACCAGAUCCAAGAAAGGCAACACUGUGCUGCUAGUAAUCGUCGACUGGAUCACGAAAUACGUCAUCGCUCACCCGAUGCGGGCCGCCGAUUCGAGCAAGAUGGUCGAGUUUUUGGAAGAAAAGGUGUUCCUCAAGUUCUCCAGACCGAGGAUUAUUCUAUCAGAUAACGGCAAGCAGUUCGAGUCGCAGGUGUUUCGAGCACUGCUAAGCCGUCACAACAUUAUCCACAUGAAGACCGCUUUUUACGCACCGCAGGUCAACAACGCCGAGCGAGUGAACAGAGUUCUUAUCACUUGUGUUCGAUCGUUGUUGGAGGAAGAUCAUCGAGAGUGGGACAAGAACCUGGCCGCCAUCACCGCAGCCAUCAACAGUGCGAAGCACGAAUCAACCGGAGUCAGCCCGCACUUCGCCAACUUCGGAAGGGAACUUCUGUUGCAUACGGACCUCUACACUCUGCAGGACUUAAACGUGUCAGACGAUCCAAAGGUCGCGCAGGAGAUGCGGUUGUCCACGAUCAACAGGAUUCACAAAUUCAUCCAACAGCGGAUCAAGAAGACUCACGAGAAGACAAAGCAGCGCUACGAUCUACAGAAGCGGACUGUGUCCUUUCAACCGGGCGAGCUAGUAUGGCGCCGCUCGUUUGUUCUUUCUUCGAAGGCGGACCAUAUCAACAAGAAACUGGACCCCAAAUUUAUUCCGGCUAUCGUUAAAGAAAAGCUGGGAGCCAAUCUCUACACUCUGGAGGAUGUCGUCACCGGAAAGCGAGGUCGCUACCACGUGAAGGACAUCAAACCAGACUAAGGUAUUCAAGCUAUGUAAGCAACAACGCUGACCACAAGCUCACUCGGAGCACAAAACACGAAAUGGAGAAGGCUGAAGGACCAACAUCAUCUUUGAAACCUCGCCCCCAACAACUCGGAAUAAAUUAUGCAGAACUCUUCUAUUCGAACAACUCGAUGGAGCACAGCUGAUGCAAAUUCGUCGCUAGGACACCGACGAACACAACUAAGCAGGCGUGUAUGAAGGAGACAACGGCCUUGCGCGGGACCAGCGUCGGCUGAAUGGACUCUGAGAACUCUGCCAGGUAGUUCGUCAGAAUUUGGAGAGGGCUGGCAACCUUGCGUGGGAUUGCCGCCACUCAUUGUCCAGAAUGCAAUCCUGUCAUCUGAAGCAGCGUAGCAGCGCUGGGGAUAGUAGUACUGGUGAGCCACCGUAGCCAGGCGCUACACACCAUCGCAGAGAACCCAUCCAGGUUCGGGAUAUUGGAAUGUUCGGAAAGUCAAGUACAGCAGCUCCAAACACCACGUCGCUGCAAUUGAAAGGAUUGUCAGGACAUCAAGAAGAGGAUUCAGCACCAUAGAAUACAGUUAAGCGAAGAAGUUGUGAGGAGUAGACAUCAUGACGGCCGCUACUACCAUAUCGACUCUCUCUCGCUAACUGUCAAAAGCCACACGCCCAUAAUCCAGCUAUGACCGCUACCCAAGGUAGUCAACAAGAGCCUAACGAGGUCAAAACACGCCAGUCGUUACUACCACAAACAGGAGAUCAUCCACCAACCCCAAAAAUCUCCGAAUCAAUACAAAAACCCUUCAGCUAUGACCACAGCCAAAGCCUGUCAACCAAGCGCAACAGCGCAGGAAAUACCGUUAGGCCGAUCGGGAAAAAUCGUGCAUCUGGAAAACGCAGUGAGCAAUAUCUCUUAUCUACCUCCUCGUGAGUACAGUAACAAGUCUAGCUAUGUCCGCUACCCAAGGUUGCCAACAAAAGCAUCGCCGAUGCGAAAAACACGUUCAUCGUCAGCACCACAACCAUCUGCUUUGCUCGACGACUCCGGAAGAAGGGCCCGUCUGAGGGAGCUCAUUCGCAGCAGCAGCAAUAUCCGAUUUUGUCCCGCUAACACGAACCCUGCUUAUUCAGCACAGUAUCAACAGGACGAAUCAGGACAACGCCCAGGGUAGCUUGAAAGAGGUUGCAAGAUUCCUGCUGACUUUCUCCUAGUCCGGAGGACCAUAGCUGACCAGGCUUCCCAGAAAUAAGAAAACCGAACAAGUACAUCCACAAGGACCUCCCGAUUAAGACUACCCGAUUAAGACCUCCCGAUUAAGACUACCCGAUAAAGACUACCCGAUAAAGACUACCCGAUCAUGACUACCAGAUCAAGACCAUCUUCAAUCAACCAUGACAACUCCCGAUUAAGACUUCCCGAUCAAGACUAUCUUCAACCAGCCAUGUCAACUCCCGAUUAAGACUUCCCGAUCAAGAACAUCUUCAACCAACCAUGUCAACUUCCGAUUACGACUUCCCGAUCUAGACGAAAUUAUCAAAAGCUAUCUACCAACUUUGUCAAGACCACAAGCUAUGAGAACACCAUCUACCACGGUCCACACCCCAAAAUACGCGCAGCGGAACCACAAAUUACCCUCGCCUGAAAUGGUGUCGACAGUUCAACUGUCCGAUUCAGACUUGACCACAAAUCACCAACCUCAUAGAAUGAUACAUAAUGGAUCAUGCACAGUUGUCAAGGGGGUUGCCAAGGAAACAUCAAAAGGAACGCGAUCUGGAGGCGCGGUAUAACCUCUAUUCCGGGCCCUUGGUAAUUAAGAGGAUUAAAUCCCUCUUUUCCUUAGACUUCUAUUGCUUUUAGUAUAAACCAGUUAAGUUCCCACCUAAAUUUCGUUUGUUAAGUUCUAUUUGUAAGAUCUAGGUUAUUAUCUCUAUCAAUAACCAUUUGAUUUUGGAUUUUCGUAUGCUGCUGAGGUGGAUGUUAUUAAGUGGAUUGUUAUAAGGAUUCGAAGGAGUUUCUUUCUGCCAGAUAUACUGGUAAUUAUCGACACAUUUGCCAUAACUCGUUGGCUUUGAUUUUGUUAUAGAUUUUGCCAAGACUCGUUGGCGUAGAGAUCUAGUUUAUUGAUUCGUCUUUAGUUUUGAAGAAACUCACCACUGCAGGGUGAAUACAAGUGCGAGGUUUUCUCGACACAGCCGUCGAUCUUCUCAUCUCCUUCGAACUCCUAGUGGCGUGAUUAUGAAUUUUUCAUGGAUCCUUGUCAUGAUCCAUGAAAAAUUCUACCAAAGCAGCAAUGUUGUGUUGCAAUUGAAUUUAUAUUUUUCUUUGAUAGUCCCUAAAUUGAUAUGAUACGAGCAAUUGGCAUUAUUAACUCAAUAAAAACCCAUCCCCAUGUAGAUUUUUGGAAGCGUGCACAAAAAUAAAAUAAAAACCCCAAAAAUAAGUGAAAUAUACUCCGCGUGUAAAAGGAGUGAGUACAUUAAAAUCAGCGUGCAGAAACCGAAAAAGAAAACAAAACAAAAACGACCGAAACCGCAUUGUCGUUUCCGCAACACACCACACAAGUUCGUGGUGGGAAAAAUUGUGUGUGUCGCCCGGGAGAAAACCGCGUGGAAGUGUGCCUCGGGGAUCUAAACCAAAGCCACUACACGGCGAAAAGCCAGGCCAGACCACGUGCAGCCACUGCGGUCCAUUCGAGGACGGAGAAGGCAUCAAGCCUAAAAAAGGUAACACCUGCAGCGAGGAACCUAACCCGCAUUUGCCUAACCCGACUUUUAUCCCCCAUAGGGUAGCCCCAGCCGGGAAUCCUGAUCCGGGAGAAGCCAAGAAAGAACGGCAAAAGGGUCGCACAGGCAGGUAAUGUGAAUUUGAAACAACGUGGCAAGAAAUUAAUUUCGGCUUUUCGCAGGCGGCCCUUUUUUCCACAUCUGCUUUUUGCUCCAUCUACGGUUCCCUAUCUACCAUCACUAUUGGGACCUCAGUGGCAGACUCCCAGGGUUGACCAGCGACAUCGGUGCAGCAGGAGAAGAGCAACCGAGAAGGAGAAUUUGCACCAGCAGUGUUGUUCCUCCUCGGUGCUCCAGGGCGGUCGAAUUUUGAAGAAGAGCACCACCAGUGGUUCCCAAUCGGUGCUCCCGGUGUCAAGCAAACAGGAGGUGAGCAGGAGAAGCUCCACCCGCGCUAGCAGAUUGUCGUUCCGUGCGAAGAGCGGCAGGAAAAGGGGGAAGAAGCAGCACCCUACUGGACCCUAGGCGGCGCUGCAUGCGAGAGGGUAACCGAAAACAGAAGCAGCAGCACCAGCGGUGCUAUUCCAUCAGUGCGCCAGGUGGCGUGGAGUUGCUGAAGCAAAACAGCACCAGUUGUGUUGUUCAGGUGGCGGCGAAGGCGGCUGCAAACCGAAACAAUCGCCGUGCGCAUCCAUCGGUGCGCCAGGAGAAGAAGACCCUGAAGGGGGAUUGGCACCUGUUGUGUUCCACUAUUGAAGCUCCGGGCAUAAAGUGGCCAAAAAGGAGGACACAGUACCACCAGUGCCCAUAGGUGGCGCUUUCGGGCGAAGAUCGGAGGAGUCGCUCGCAGGCAAUCUUCAGGUCCGGUUCCAGCUGGAAAAUUGCCGGCGCACAUCAGCGAGUGUUCCGGGCGAUCAGCAACCGAAGGAGAAGCAGCUACGCGUAGACACAUCCGCAUCGUUGCAAGGGCGACGUGUCGUCGAGCAGGCGUGAUCAACACGGGGCGAAUGCCCACAGUGGGACCGGCGAGGCCGAGGCGGAGGAGAUCCCUCCAGGGACGACGACAGGAAAAGCGGUAAGUGCACGCAAAUCGGGGAAAAGUGGGGGAGU
Uranotaenia lowii is the source of this 8817-nucleotide messenger RNA. RefSeq lists its product as uncharacterized. Bases 1 to 4998 code for a protein of 1665 amino acids. NCBI's taxonomy places the organism in Eukaryota, Metazoa, Arthropoda, Insecta, Diptera, Culicidae. The record is from RefSeq and is a predicted model, not a curated record. The transcript has 3 exons. Gene Ontology annotation, biological process: proteolysis; DNA integration. Gene Ontology annotation, molecular function: nucleic acid binding; aspartic-type endopeptidase activity; zinc ion binding.